CUCGAAACUCCCGGUAUUGCAGCUGCCGCAUCCCUUGAUAUUAUUACCGGCUUCUCGCUUCACCAUGGCACUGUCCAAGGAGCAGGGAGAGGCCGUUCUGGCUCUGAUUGAGCAGUCAGAUGCCUUACCUGUCGUUUCCGCUGUUCCCAUCACAAACACCCCUACCGCCUCUUCAGCUCCUGUUUUCUCAGAAUGGGGUACAGCAACUCGCGUCCUCCGUCUCGUGCGUCCUCCAGCUAGGAAUCCUCGCCAGCCUUAUCUCGUUUCGCUCCAUGGGCUCACACGGGUGCAUUUGACAGCACCUUUUGCGGCCCCGACUUCCCUGGAGACCACUCUACCCAUCCACGAAAUCGAAUACCCGCCCACCGAACGGAUACCGUCCAGAGAGGUCGUUGACAAGUUCAAGCACAGUGCAUUGAGGUUGCUCGACAGACUCGCCAAUGAUGCCGUACAAUCCUCGCGAAAGGAGGGCUAUCAAAAGAUCGCCAGCAUGCUUGACGACAUCACUGAUGCACGAGCUCCUUGGAUGGCGGAUGUUCUCAUUGGAAGUAUCAAUGGAGAGUAUGAUGACAAGCUCGCCAUUCUCAGCACCCCCGACUCCGAAACCAGGCUCUCACUGGCAACAGAUAUAUUCAUGAAGCAAGCUUCCAUUUCAGAAGUCUCCAAAAAGAUUGCUUCUGCCGUCGAUGAGUCUCUAUCUAAACAACAAAAAGAAUUCUUCCUUCGUCAACAGCUCGCCGCUAUUCAGCGUGAACUUCAUUCUCUCACUUCCAAUGGUCCUCGCAACAACAACUCCAAUUCUUCCGAAUCUUCGGGCUCCGAACUCGAUGACGACGAGCAGCAUGACGCCGAUGAUCUUGCCGACCUCAAGCGUAAGAUUGAGGUUAUGGAUCAUGGCUCAGAAGAACGCAAGAUGGGCGUUCGGGAAUGGAGGAGGUUGAAGAGGAUUCCACAGGGCAGCGUAGAGAACGGAGUCAUUCGAAACUACCUCGAGUGGCUGACAUCCAUCCCGUGGUCAUCGCACUCAACAAGCACAUCUCUCUUGAAGGACAAAGCCUUCCUCACAAACGCCCGGCAACAGCUCGACAGAGAUCACUUUGGUCUGGAGAAGAUCAAGCGGCGGUUAAUCGAAUAUCUUGCUGUGGUGCGACUGAAGGAAAUGAAUGCUGACACCCAGAUGAUUUCAGGGGUGGAUACGAAGCAAAUGGAUGGAGAGAAGGCUCUUGUUCCAUAUACAGCCAAACCCGUCCUUUCGCGCUCGCAGAAUGUCAAAGGUCCAAUAUUACUCUUCGUAGGUCCUCCCGGUGUGGGGAAGACGUCGUUGGGCCAGUCCAUUGCCAAAGCUCUGGAUAGGCCUUUCCAAAGGAUUUCGUUGGGCGGCGUUCGUGACGAGGCGGAGAUCAGAGGUCACAGACGGACUUACGUUGCCAGUGGUCCUGGUCUUAUCGUGCAAGCCAUGCGCAAAGCGGGUCGGAAGGACUUUGUUCUGUUGCUGGACGAAAUUGACAAGAUUGGCCAGAGCAACUUCCAUGGAGACCCUGGAGCGGCAUUAUUGGAGGUAUUGGAUCCCGAGCAGAAUCACGCCUUCAAUGACCAUUACCUUAACGUUCCUGUCGACUUGAGCCAAAUCUUGUUCGUUUGCACGAGUAAUUCUCUUGACACAAUCUCGGGUCCACUCUUAGAUCGUUGCGAGAUUAUUCAGCUAUCGGGUUACACGUACGACGAGAAGAUGCAUAUCGCUCGAAGAUUUUUGCUUCCCAAGCAGAUUACUGCGAAUGGCUUGAAGGAGGAGCUGGUCAGCAUAACGGAACCGGCGCUGUUGCAUAUUGCGACGAGGUACACUCGGGAAGCAGGCGUGCGGAGUUUGGAUAGGGCCAUUGGAGCCGUCGUGAGACACAAAGCAGUGGAAUGGGCUGAGCAUCUCGACGAGGAGGUGCCCGAUGGUGAGCAGAGGCUUCUCACAGAUGGUUCUGAGGGAAAGUCUUAUUCGCCUGUGGUCGAGGAGAGCGAUCUGGAAAAGAUGCUGGGUAUUUCGCGGUGGGAGGGGGAAGAGAAGGAGAGAGAAGAAGCUAGGGGUAUCGUAUUUGGCCUGGUGGUUAUGGGUCAGGGUGAAGGAGGCAUCCUUCCCGUUGAGACCAUCGCGGUACCCGGAACGGGUAGCUUGAAGAGGACGGGAAGCUUGGGUGAUGUUAUCAAAGAGAGCAGUGAGAUCGCCUUGAGCUGGGUUAAGACGCAUGCGUAUGACCUCGGGAUUACGAACUCGCGUAGUCAGGAUCCACUGAAGGGUCCGGAUCCCAUUGAUAUCCACCUUCACCUACCUGCAGGUGCACAAAAAAAGGACGGUCCUAGUGCUGGAGUUGCAAUGACUUGUGCGUUUGUAUCGCUGCUGACUGGGGCACUUGUUCCGUCGAAUAUCGCCAUGACGGGAGAGGUAACCCUCCGAGGACACGUUACGCCCGUGGGUGGAAUCAAAGAGAAGGUCCUCGGCGCUCAUCGCGCACACAUUAUCAAGGUGAUCCUUCCUUGGGGUAAUCGGAAGGACGUCGAACACGAUGUCGCCCCGGAGAUCAGAAACGAGAUGGAGUUUAUCUUUGUGAGGAACAUUCGGGAGGCAUUGGACGCUGCGUUUGGUCCGGCGACACUCAGCUGGAGGAGAGGAAGCGUGGUUAUGGAAAGUCGAUUGUAAGUGUUGUUGCUUGACACGGAUUGGGACGCUUUCGUGUUUUGAAAUUGUAAAUGGGGCGUUGUAAUAUUAGGUGUAUUUAAGAAUCGGGACCAUUCCCGUUCAUAUAAGCUUUGAAUACUGCUGUUUAUUUCCUUUAUAUUUCUAUCGUCUGCGACACGAGCAUGUAUAAUAUCUCAUCUCCGCAUCUAAGAGGACGGAACAUACAUUUGUUUGACUUCACACAGCA
Messenger RNA from Guyanagaster necrorhizus, 2912 nucleotides. Its product is annotated as ATP-dependent protease La. The record is from RefSeq and is a predicted model, not a curated record. The coding region runs from base 65 to 2686 and encodes 873 amino acids. The transcript has 6 exons. Lineage: Eukaryota; Fungi; Basidiomycota; Agaricomycetes; Agaricales; Physalacriaceae. Gene Ontology annotation, biological process: protein catabolic process; proteolysis. Gene Ontology annotation, molecular function: ATP-dependent peptidase activity; serine-type endopeptidase activity; ATP hydrolysis activity.